This is a messenger RNA of Ceratosolen solmsi marchali, 2690 nucleotides long. RefSeq names its product nuclear pore complex protein Nup93. Lineage: Eukaryota; Metazoa; Arthropoda; Insecta; Hymenoptera; Agaonidae. Gene Ontology annotation, biological process: protein import into nucleus; poly(A)+ mRNA export from nucleus. The record is from RefSeq and is a predicted model, not a curated record. The coding region runs from base 197 to 2626 and encodes 809 amino acids. The transcript is spliced from 7 exons. Gene Ontology annotation, molecular function: structural constituent of nuclear pore. Gene Ontology annotation, cellular component: nuclear pore.
GUAUUAAGCAAGUUAAGAGAAUAUUUCUAGAUAUCAUGUAUUUAAAUUUUUAAGAUUCAAUGCAACGCAACACGUGAAUAGUCGGCGUUACGUUAUAAGGUUAUGAAGUUUUAGCGGUAUUUAAAUAAUAGUCGCUAGUAACGAGAAACGGACAGUGGUUUAUAUUUAUGUGAAUUGAAAAUAUUACAUUUAAAGAAUGGGUGAUUCGGAUUUAAAUGAAUUGCUCAGAAUAGCAGAGCAGAUGGCUGCUGAUGUUGAAGGAAAUGGAGAUCUUCCACAAGUGCAAAGAAACCUUCGACAAAUACUUUAUAGUUCUAAUGAAAUAUGGUUACAAAUGAAACAAACUGGAACUCAAGAUAAUCAAGUUAACGCGCACAUACUUCUUGGAUCAAAAGGCAUUGACUUAUCACAAAUUUCACAAAAAUUAAAUUCUCUAAGUACUAGACGAACAUUUGAGCCUCUUGAUCCUAUAGCUGAUACUGAUAUUGUAAAUUAUCUUAAGAAUGAAAAAGAGAAUGCUAUACUCUCAAUCAUAGAACAAGUUCACAGGGAUACUUUUGAAUUAAAUCGAGUUCAACAAUUAGAGCAUACUCUUGGUGAAUGGAAACAAAUGAGAUUUGAAAUCAUGAAUGCUAUGACUGCUCCAUCAGGAGAGUUAGUCGAUCUUCGUGGAACACCCCAAAGGACUAAAGUUGAUGGAUUAAUGAUAAAUUAUCUAAGUAAUAUAGAAGCUGCUUAUGUUAGAGAAUUGCAAAAUUAUAAUGAACAAAUAUUAAAAGGAGUUAUCAGACCUUUCUUAUUUACAAUCUUUACUAAAGCAGCAGAAACAUUUUAUGAUAAAAAAGUUUUGGAUAUGUGGCAAAUGGUGAAAUCUAUGAUCGAUUUACCCUUAACACCAACGGGUGAUCAACUCAAAUACAGAAAUAGUAGUGUUGUUGAAUUAAAAAUUGUAUCUCAAGCAAGAAAGUAUCUUGAAAACAGAUAUAAAGAAUUUAUGAAUUCUGUGAUAAGUGAGAAUUUGGCACAAGCUAAAAGAGGAGGUAAACCUGGUACGUUACCCUUAGUGAAAAGUUUUGUUGGAAUUAAAAUACAAAAUAUGAGAGAUUUGGAAGAAGUAUUGGUAGAAGAUAAGCCUUUGUGGCCCUUAGUUUAUUAUUGUAUGAGAUCUGGUGAUUUAAAAGCAGCGUUGCAAUGUUUAAAUCAGUGUGGUACUAGUUUUCAAGAAUUUAGAUCUGCUCUUGAAGAAGCAAUAGAAGAUCCACAACAUCAUCCCACCUCUAGAGCAGAAUCGACUUUAAAACUUCAUUAUAGGAAGCAUGUAAGAUCUGCUACCGAUCCUUAUAAAAAGGCUGCUUAUUGUGUACUCGUUCCAUGUGAACCCGAUGAUCUACAUACUGAAGUCAUGUCGGCAGCUGAUGAUUAUUUGUGGCUUAAAUUAUGUCAAGUAAGGGACCAACCAGAUUCAGAAAUUAAAUUAACUUUAGAAAAUUUACAAACAACUAUUUUAGAUAUUUAUGGUGAAUCAUAUUAUCAUGCUCAUGAUCAACCAUUUUUAUAUUUUUCAAUGUUAUUUUUAACUGGACAAUUUGAAGCUGCGAUAGAAUUUCUUGCUAGAGGAGCCGGAGGCGAACAUUUAGUUCAUGCAGUUCAUUUAGCUGCUGCCAUGCACGAGCAUAAUUUAUUAGCAGUCAGUCAAAGUGUACUAGCUCCAUUGAUAAGCGUAGAUCCUGCAGAUAAGCCUCCAGCAAAAAGACUAAAUUUUGCAAGAUUAAUAUUACUUUAUGUGAAAAAAUUUGAAUCAUACGAUCCAAAAGAGACAUUACACUAUUUGUUUCUAUUGAGAAAUAUGAAAGAUCCAUAUGAAAGAAACAUGUUUGCUGCAUCGGUAGCAGAAAUGAUUGUAGAGGCUUCAUCGGAUAACCGUACACUACUUGUUGGAAAAAUUGAUAAAGAUAGGAGAUUACCUGGAUUACUAGAUCAAUUCCAAAUAAAUACGGACGAUGUUCUUAAUAUUAGUGCAGAAACUCUACAAAGAAAGGGCUUUUUGGAAGAUGCUGUUUUAAUGUACGAUUUAAUUGGAAAUCACGAAAAAGUAUUAAGUUUAAUGAGUGUUCUUUUAGCUCAAAUAGUUAGUAAAAAAAGUACUCCAGGUUCUCUUAGAUCUCGAUUACAGAUUAAAGCGACUGAAAUAAGUCUUAGGUAUCAAGGCCUGCCAAUUCAAGCAGCAGCUGAGUCAGUUGCAGCUUUUUACAUUUUAAGAGAUCUUAUGGUUUUCUUUGACCAAUUUCAUAAUAAUCAACAUCAAAAUGCUCUUAAAACUAUAGCCGAUUCAAAAUUAUUGCCACUACAUGUUAAAGAAGUUGAUGAAAGGGUUACAGCUUUACGUCGAGUAUCGCCAGAAAUAACCGGUACUUUAGCUGAUGUCCUUUUAGCAACGAUGACUAUUCUUUAUCAUCGGUAUAAUGAUUUACAAGGCAGUCAAUACGAUGAUACUGCAAGACAACAACAAUUAAAAGAUCUUAGAGAACACGCUCGUGCAUUAACUAAUUUUGCAGGAACUCUUCCUUUUAGAAUGCCAAAUGAAACAAAUAUUCGACUAGUUCAAAUGGAAAUUUUUAUGCAAUAACUUUAAUCGUUUAGGUUACAAAUUUUGGUUAUUUUUGAUCUGUAAUAUUUUUUAUAAAAUAAUU